Topomyia yanbarensis is the source of this 1929-nucleotide messenger RNA. RefSeq names its product maternal effect protein oskar-like. NCBI's taxonomy places the organism in Eukaryota, Metazoa, Arthropoda, Insecta, Diptera, Culicidae. The record is from RefSeq and is a predicted model, not a curated record. The transcript is spliced from 4 exons. The coding region runs from base 36 to 1304 and encodes 422 amino acids.
UGUUCUUUCUCACUUUCCGUUGCGAGUUUGUACUGAUGAUUGAACAACGCGUGCGUGUGCCUAUCGAAAUAGUAAAGUAUCCGGUUUUCAGAAUAAUUUUAUUGGUUCUGUGCCAAUUUGCAAGUAUGAUCAGUGUCGGAAGUAACCAGGUCCACGAUGUUAGCGCCGUUCGAUCAGCAGACGUCAACAUGGACGAUGAUGUUAUUUCCGAACUAAGAAGCAUAAUUGUGAGUCGUAGCAAGGAAGGAGCUACGAUCGAGGAAAUCAUAGCUGGAUUUAUAUUCGAAACAGAUGAUUACAAACAUCACACCAACGAAAAUCUAUUGUCGAUAUAUCGCGACCGUGAAGAGAUUGCCAGAUACCUGCGACAAAUAAAUGGCGUCUGGUCAACCUUCACUCCACCUGACGGGCCGUACCUAUGGUAUUGUAACACACAAAGGACACAACAUCUUGCUGACAUGAUUAAGAAACAGAAAAAUCCACGCAUAAACAAUAACACAAGAUACGACAUCCCGAGAUAUCAGCUUCCCAGCACACCCUACAGUACUAGCACAAAGGUCAGCGAGUCUGGACAGCGGGAGAAGUUCUUCGAGGACAAUAGGCAUUUCAUACCUAAACGAAACGCUUGGAGCCGUGUUCAAUCGCGCGCUGUUCCUUAUUUGCAACCCCAAAGACGACAAAUGCAGCAGGGAAAGUACACGACGCAGCGAAGAUACUACUCCAAUGCGCCAUACACGGGGCCCAACUUUUGCGGUUACCAAAUGAUCGGAGACGACUUUUUCCUUUCGCUUGCUAGAUGGGAAUUGGGAUUUGCGUUUGACCCAGGACAUGCCAUCCAAAAAAGUGGCCUUUGCAUAUCCGGCUUGACGAUCGCGGAAGCGGCGAACCGUGUGCUGAAGGCCACUAACAUUAACGAUCGGGUCAUAGUUAACGUUGGCGCGGUGGAUCUCUUGCACGGGUAUGAAUUCGUCGAUAUGAAAAAUGAUUUAUUUCAAUUGAUGAAAAACUUGGCGCUCCGUGGUGCAUCCGUGAUACUGACCACGGUAUCUCCGAUAGCCAACUGCUCCCACAUACGGGGCAUAACGGAUCGACUAGAACAAUUCAAUGACCUUAUUCGCGAACAGCGGAAUAGCAUAGACCUGUGGCAGUGUUUUGUCAACGAGAAAAAGAACACCUUGUAUGAGUGCUUCCAACCAGGACCAAGAUAUGUUAGUGGCAGUAAUCAGCCGCACGUGCUCUGGAACAAACUCGGACGUCAACGGAUUAUUAAAUUUCUGAAGCAACAUCUCGCAGAAUUUGUUUAGGAUCCUAACAUAAUGUUCUAGCGUACUCACUUAUUUUAAUUUGUAUUAGGUGUUGUAAUUCGUAAAUUGUAGUUUUUGUAAUUGUGAUGUUGUUUGUGUACUGUUAGACAUCUUUUUCAUGUAAAUGUCUCAAUCGUAGCUGGUAUUGAGAUCGACCUAGCUUAGAUUUAUUUCAAGGAAAAUAUUUUCGAUACCCGGUGCAUUGAAAAUAGUUUCCUUGCAUAAAACUCAUUCGAUUGAUUUCUUUUUUACCGGAUAAAGAAAUCAACUGAAUGCAGUUUUGAUGAACCCAUAACUGCCAACAUCUUCACAAAGAAUCGCAGGCGAAUAUCUAAUUGACUUUGUUGGCUUCCAAUUUACUCCACUGGGUGACCGGUUCCCACUGGAUGCUAAGCAGGAUGUUAUGUUAAAUCUAUAGAUUAUGCUUGAUCACAACACCACAACGACAUCAGUAAUCGUCAGAGCUCAAACAAUUUAUACUAUUGUAGAUCUACUAUUUUUAAGCUGAAAAAGAUUAUAUAUUUACAAAUUUGGAAAUGCUCAGGAUGAUGCAAACGUGAUAUGAGUAAAUGUUUUGUAUUUGUUAUAUGUAAUUUCAAUAAAAUUGUAUGUUAAAUGUCGUAAA